This is a messenger RNA of Hyaloscypha bicolor E, 2138 nucleotides long. RefSeq names its product replication protein-like protein A 70 kDa DNA-binding subunit. Bases 69 to 1907 code for a protein of 612 amino acids. Gene Ontology annotation, biological process: DNA recombination; DNA replication; DNA repair. The record is from RefSeq and is a predicted model, not a curated record. The transcript is spliced from 5 exons. Gene Ontology annotation, cellular component: nucleus. Lineage: Eukaryota; Fungi; Ascomycota; Leotiomycetes; Helotiales; Hyaloscyphaceae. Gene Ontology annotation, molecular function: DNA binding.
AGCGCGUCGUCAACACCAACUUUCCAAUUUUCCAACAGAACAAGACCACCUUAACGGGACACUUCGCAAUGGCGGACGCGGCAAGAUCUCAGAUUACCCAAGGCGCUCUUAAUGCUAUUUUCAAUGACCCGGACAGGCUCCAGAGAGAUUUCCCAGUACCAGUAUGCCAAUGUGUCCAGGUAAAGACUCUUGCAUCAACGACGGAGGGCCAGCCGGAGCGCUAUCGACUUGUCUUGAGUGAUGUCAGCAACUUUGUACAGAGCAUGCUUGCAACUCAGGCCAAUCAUGUUGUGCAUGAUGGAAAGCUAAAGAAGGGAUGCUUUGUUCGACUCAAGUCUUACCAGGCGAAUGCUGUCAAAGGCAAGAAAAUUUUGAUCAUCCUAGAUAUCGAAGUCAUUGAAAGCCUUGGCGAAAUGGAGAAGAUCGGAGAGCCUGUUGCUCUGACAGACAAAGAAAUAGAAGAAGACGUCAAGCCGGCAAAUACAACCAUUGCAGGAGAUGGUUUCUACGGAAACAAGGUACACCAGCAACCAGCUGCACAAGACCGACCACUUCCAUCGCGUGGCGCCCCUACCAGUUCUUCGUCGCAUGCCACCAUAUAUCCUAUAGAAGGCCUCUCCCCGUAUGCACACAAGUGGACAAUCAAAGCCCGAGUCUCACACAAAUCUGAUAUCAGAACUUGGCACAAACCGAAUAGUGAGGGAAAGUUGUUCAGCGUGAACCUCCUUGAUGAAAGUGGCGAAAUUAAGGCAACGGGAUUCAACGAGCAGUGUGACCAAUUCUACGAGCUAUUCCAGGAAGGCUCGGUCUAUUACAUCUCCAAUCCAUGCCGAGUCCAACUCGCAAAGAAACAAUUCUCGAAUCUUCCAAAUGACUACGAACUCACGUUUGAGCGAGACACCGUGGUUGAGAAAUGUGAAGAUGCAACGGAAGUACCGCAAGUCCGAUACAACUUCACCAACAUCGGCGCGCUUCAGGAGAUUGAGAAAGACUCAACGAUUGAUAUAAUUGGAGUCUUGAAGGAUGUCGCCGAAGUUACUCAGAUUGUAUCGAAGACAACCCAAAAGCCUUUCGACAAGCGUGAGCUCACAUUGGUUGAUGAUAGUGGCUACUCCGUUAGACUCACAAUCUGGGGCAAGACAGCCACAGCUUUUGAUGCAAGCCCGGAGGCUAUCGUCGCAUUCAAGGGAACUAAGGUCGGCGAUUUUGGAGGUCGGAGUCUUAGCUUAUUGUCUUCUGGCUCUAUGGCAAUUGAUCCUGAUAUUCCAGAGGCUCAUAAGCUAAAGGGAUGGUAUGACUCUCAAGGAAGAAUGGACAGCUUUGCCUCCCACUCCAACAUGGCAGGUGCUGGAGCCGCAGGUGGACAAAAGGACCCGUUGAAAACUGUUGCCCAAGUCAAAGAAGAGCAGCUCGGAAUGUCAUUGGAAAAUCCCGACUAUUUCUCCACGAAAAGCACCAUUGUCCACAUCAAGCAGGAGACCUUCUCCUAUCCAGCAUGCUUAAGUGAGGGUUGCAACAAGAAAGUCACUGAUAUGGGAGACGGCACUUGGCGUUGCGAGAAGUGCGAUAUCAAUCAUCCAAGACCAGAACAUAGAUACAUCAUGCAAUUGAAUGUCAAUGACCACACUGGUCAGUUGUGGUUAAGCUGCUUCGACGACGUUGGACGUCUGGUCAUGGGCAUGACUGCCGAUCAACUCAUGGAAUUGAAGGAGAAUGAUACUGCGGCUAUGGAGACUGCUUUCGAAGAAGCUAACUGCAAGACGUUCACUUUCAAGAUCAGAGCAAAGACGGACAGUUUCCAAGAUCAGCAAAGAGUCCGAUACCAGGUCAUAGGUGCCAACCCAAUCAACUUCACUGUCGAAGCUCACAAGCUUGCGGAUCUCAUAAAGUUGUACAAUAUUGACUGAAGAGAUCAUUAACAAUUCUUUCUGAUUGUCAUUUGAUCAUCGUGGCGUGGGCCUGGAUGUGGUGUUCGAUGUUUCGCGCGAGUGACUCGGCUGACAUGGCUUUAUGCAGGAUGUAGGUUAUGGGCAGGAUGAGGGAUAUUUGCAUGAUGGAUGCCGUGUCUCAUUGAUAUGGCAUCGGCGUUCGUGGAUGUAGUUAUGGCAUGAAUAAAUGAAGUAAUUUUGACAGAAACG